CAUGUGUGUGUGUGUUCAGCUUAUAAAACGCCACAUAUAGUGUCAUGUGAUCUUCAGAUAACUUAUAUAUCAGUGGGUUUUGGCUUUACAGCAUACAGCCUUCAGAAACAGAGUGGAAAAUAACACCAUCUGACUGAGCCAAAACCAGGUCAUCAUCUAAACAUGUCAGAGGGCGUUGAGCAUGAAAAGCAAGAGGACGCUGUGGAAGAACCAGGAGAGGAAGAAGAAACAAAACCAAAGCACAAAACCUUUUUGCCACCUCAUGUGCCUCCCAAAAUUCCUGAUGGAGAGAAAGUUGAUUUUGAUGAUAUUCACCGCAAGCGUAUGGAGAAAGACCUGACGGAGCUGCAGACUCUCAUUGAGGCUCAUUUUGAGAAAAGGAAGAAAGAGGAAGAGGAGCUGAUCAACCUCACACAGCGCAUUGAAAACCGCAGGUCAGAGCGAGCAGAACAGCAGCGCAUCCGCACAGAGAGAGACCGAGAGCGGCAGAACAAACUGGCUGAGGAAAAGGCUCGAAAAGAGGAAGAGGAGGCCAAGAGGAAGGCGGACGAUGAUGCAAAGAAGAAGAAGGUUCUCACAAGCUUCCAAUACACCGGAUACAUGCAGAGGACAGAAAAAAGGGGCGGGCCCAAGAAACAAACUGAGAGAGAGAAGAAAAAAACAAUCCUGAGCGAACGCCGCAAGGAGUUGAACAUCGAGAACAUCGGCGCGGACAAGCUGAGAGAAACGGCAAAUGAGCUCUGGAAGAAGAUGCGGCAGCUGGAGGCCGAGAAGUUUGAGAUGCACUACAAAUACAUGAGCCAGAAAUACGAGAUCACCGUCUUGAGGAAUCGAGUCAGCGACCAUCAGAAGAAUACCAAAGGAUCUAGAAGUAAACGAGGACUGAGGAAGUAAAGCAGCCUCACUGACCCAGCAGGAUCAUCUGACAUGUUUGCAUAUGCAUUUUUUUAAAUAUAUUAAUUAUUCCAAAUUACUCUAUUUAGUCUUCAUCUGAGAGUUUAAGAAUAAGAGCCAUCUGAAAAGAGUGAUGACUCAUUGACGCUUUGAGUGACUAAUAAGACUGUAUUGGUGAUAUUAUUAUGAUUAUUUGAGGAUUAUUAUGACUCUUUUUGAUGUUAAUUAUAAGCAUGUCAUCAAUACAAAGUGCGAUGAUUGUAUUGUUUUUUGUGUUGAUUUAAUAAACCAUAUACACUGCAAAAAAA
Danio rerio (zebrafish) is the source of this 1202-nucleotide messenger RNA. The record is from RefSeq and is a predicted model, not a curated record. NCBI's taxonomy places the organism in Eukaryota, Metazoa, Chordata, Actinopteri, Cypriniformes, Danionidae.